This is a messenger RNA of Sphaerodactylus townsendi, 2150 nucleotides long. RefSeq names its product phosphoinositide-3-kinase interacting protein 1 (gene PIK3IP1). Lineage: Eukaryota; Metazoa; Chordata; Lepidosauria; Squamata; Sphaerodactylidae. The record is from RefSeq and is a predicted model, not a curated record. The transcript has 4 exons. The coding region runs from base 138 to 683 and encodes 181 amino acids.
GCGUCUUGGCUGCAGCCGCAGCAGCUCCGGGCUGAGGAGGUGGAGCUGCAGGGCUUUAAAAAGACCUGCCUUGUUUACUGCAAGCGAGAGACGAGCGAAGUGCUGCGCUGGGGCUGCGGUGUUGCUGUGCUCUGGCCAUGGAGCCCAGCCGAGCCCAAGCGCUGCUCCUGAGCUGCUGGGUGCUGCUCGCCUUGGCCUCCGCCGCCGAAGAUGUUACUUCUAGCAUAUUGCCUGCCAUUACUGCCAAAGCGAUUGAUGCUGCAGAAAGUGACCAAGUUUUUGAAUCUGCUAACAGCUUACCAUCUCGGAGUGAGGCAGCUGCCGUACAGCCAGUUGUUGGGAUCAGCCAGCGGGUCAGGAUGCGAUCAAAUGAAAAAAAAGAUUUGGGCAUUCUAGGCUAUGUGAUGGGUGUUAUCAUGAUGGUGAUAAUCAUUGCUAUUGGAACAGGAAUUGUUGUGGGCUAUAUCUACAAAAGGGGGAAAGAUCUCAAGGAGCAGCAUGAGCAGAAAGUUUACGAGCGCGAAAUGCAAAGGAUCACGUUACCACUCUCAGCUUUCACCAACCAGGCCUGCGAGCUAGUGGACGAGAACACGAUCGAGGUGCACACGACUCAGACACCUGUAGAGGAAAUUCAUGAUGGCGAUGGACCCUUGAUGGGCCAGGCAGGCACUCCUGGAGCCUGAUUAAGGAGCACUUGGAGAAAACUCUCCUUUGACAACCACAAGCCCCUCUCCUCUCUCAUCCUUGAUAAUGGGAGUUCAUUUUUUUUUUCUAGUAAGGGAGGGUAAGAUGCCCGCACGGACAGAAAAGAUUUGUAAAGGGUAUCAGAACUGGCUCAUCCACAGUAGUGUGCUGGAAUGGAGCAGACCUCUGGGCUGUAGAAGGACUGUGGAGCUCUGACCUGAGGCCCCUGUUGUUCCUGUCUCUACAGUGCUACAAGAGAUGUAGCGCUACGGUUCCCGCUGUGGAGAGCAGUGACUUCACUCCUGAAAAGGCCACUCCCCUCUCCCUUCAAUUCUCCUUCCAGUGUGGGUGUUCACAAAUCUUGGUAUCUGUAAGCUCUUUUAACUGGGGGUGGGGUGGACUUUGAGCUGUUCUUUGUUUGCUUAAAAAAGGUGUUUGAAUACUUGAAUGUAGAUUUUGGGGGGGGGGGUGCGCUUGUGACAGCUGCCAAAGCAGUAGCAGUGCCACCGCCACCACAAAUCCUGGCACAUGUCUGUGUUUAGUGAUUAAGGAAUUUUAUUUGGCAAUGAAUAUUUAAGUCUACUUUUUAAAAAGUGUGGGGGCGGGGCCUUUGGAAAGCUUUCCAUAUGCCCAAGAUAGCUGGGGGUCGCUUUCUUGGCACUAGGUCAGAGGAGGAUGGGCGGAAAUCCCCGGCGAAAGACAAACAAAAAACUGUUCCACUGCCUAGAAGGCUGUUAAAAAUAAUCCACGUCUUCCACAGCCCAAUCCCUACCAGUCAGAAAUCAAGAAAUAUGAUCCCCUAUGUUUGUUCCUGCAACUUGCCAGGACUCUCCUGCAGUCUCCGAGAUCAGGUAACAGCCUAGAGUCCAGGAAGCAGCUUUAGUUAGCAGGAAUGGAGAACUUUUAACCCCAUAAGGAUUAUUUCUACACUCCUUUCGUCAGAGCUUCAUUUCCAAGAUGAAGAGAGUUUUAAAAGUGUUUACUAGGUUAAACCUGACCAAAAAGAUGUGCUAAAAAAGAAAGUGGCUGUCAGUGACAGAGGGACAGAUUUUUCUCCCUCACAUUGGAGUAAAUGGUUCAGGGCCUUUGCCUGAAAACCGGCCAGUUUGGAUGAAGAAUAGUUGGCAGAUGUAUUACUAGAAUUAAAGCACUUAUGGGUAAGCUUUUGGGGCCGGAGAUCGAUGGAGACAGGAAGAGGACGCACACAAGAUAAACGGAGACCUGCUGCUCUUCAUAUAGCUGGAACAUGUCAGCGAAGUGGUGGUUACACCAAAACAGAUUUUUUAAAUCCUUCUCCACUCAAGGGCCUCCAAGCUGCCAAGAGUAAAGUUUUCUUGCAAAUGAUGUCCAUGAGCAAGAACAAAGGAAACAUUUUUAAAUUUUUUAAACGCCUUUGAAUACCAUUUCUUUGUAAGCAUCUUAAAAUACCUCAUGAUUGUGAAAUAAACUAUUCAGGUUGUAAUUAA